GACGCUAUUUCUUCAGCCGUCUGUGCCGGACGAGUGCAGUGCGUUUACAGACAUCGUUUGGUGAACAACUUUCAUAUGAAAAGUGAAUAUUAGUUUUUAAAAAUGAAGAUUUUAAUGAGAGCCGAUACACACUACAGCAUAGUGGUUAGGGAUAGUGAAUAUGAAAAACCGAAAUAUACUUUUUCUCAGGUUCUAGCCGCGGUAGCCGUUUCUAUGGGCUCUAUGAUUGUAGGGUUUUCCUCGGCUUACACCUCGCCAGCUCUGGUCACCAUGGAGAACAGCACUUAUAUAUCCGUAUCAGAAGAACAGGCAAGCUGGGUCGGCGGUCUGAUGCCUCUAGCAGCGCUUGUGGGAGGAGUAAUCGGCGGCCCACUCGUGGACUACAUCGGACGUCGCAGAACUAUUUUGUUCACCGCUAUUCCUUUCUUCAUUGGAUGGAUCCUAAUAGCUACAGCAAAGAUUGUACAUUUAGUACUAGCAGGCCGGGCAAUAUGUGGUCUUUGUGUGGGUAUCGGUUCCUUAGCUUUUCCCGUAUAUCUAGGAGAAACGAUACAACCUGAAGUUCGCGGUACACUCGGUCUAUUCCCAACGGCUAUAGGAAAUAUUGGCAUUCUGAUUUGUUACGUCGCAGGUAAAUACCUUGACUGGUCACAGCUCGCUUAUUUAGGAUCAUCUUUGCCGAUUCCAUUCUUAAUUCUUAUGUUCAUGAUCCCGGAAACACCUCGAUGGUAUAUCUCACGUGGACGGACGGAAGAAGCUCGUAAAGCGUUGCAGUGGCUUCGUGGACCAAACACUAAAAUCGAUAAUGAAAUUCGGGACAUAGCUUUAUCUGACGCAGAAAUCGGCAAAGAAUCUUCAGUGGCUGAACUAUUUAGUUUAAAAUAUAUGAAAUCAAUAUUCAUCUGUUUGGGCUUGAUGGCUUUUCAACAACUAUCCGGUAUCAAUGCUGUAAUAUUUUAUACCGUUAAGAUAUUCAAAAUGUCAGGAAGUUCCAUUGACGAGAACCUAUCGACAAUUAUAGUAGGAUUAGUAAACUUUAUAUCGACGUUUAUUGCUACAGCUUUGAUUGAUCGGGCAGGUCGCAAAAUGCUUCUAUACAUAUCUUCGGUUACUAUGACCGUGACAUUGAUAGUAUUGGGUACGUUUUUCUACGUACGAGAUACUUUAAAUAUGGAGGUAUCGACAUUAGGAUGGAUUCCACUUACAAGUGUCAUGAUCUAUUUGUUAGGAUUUUCAUUAGCUUUCGGACCAAUCCCAUGGCUGAUGAUGGGUGAAAUAUUGCCAGCGAAGAUCAGAGGUGCCGCAGCAUCGAUAUGCACUGCAUUUAAUUGGCUGUGUACAUUUACAGUAACAAAAACGUUUCAUAACAUUCUCGUUGGUAUAGGACCAUCUGGAACAUUCUGGUUGUUCGGUUCAAUAUGUUUUAUUGGUUUGUUUUUCGUAGUCGUAUGUGUACCAGAAACUCGUGGUAAGAGUCUUGAACAAAUAGAAAAUAAAAUGACGGGUAGAAAAGCUACUAGAACAAGAAGGAUGAGUUCCAUUGCCAAUAUUAAACCUUUACCCUGUGGUUGUUAAUGUAGAAGAAUAAUGUGUCAAGGCUCACUAUGAGUUAGGCAUUUAAGUUAUAUGUAUACUUAAUUAGUAAUUACUUAAAUUAUGUGCACCGCAUACUUACAAAAUAGGUACAGAAUGUAUUAUGGGGGCUAACAUCAAUUAUUAUGUAAUUAGGAAGAGUAAAUAAUUAUAGAUUACCUUGUACUAGUAAGCAAUACAUGACCUUGAAAAGAAACAAGAAAAAAAAACCAAUUCUAACUUUUUCAGUAAAUUGUCAUACGCAAACAUUAGAGUGAGAAAGUUUGAUUUUUUUACCUUUUGAUAUUAUAACAUGUAAUAUUUUAUGAAACCAUGUAUAAUUUUAAGAUUGACAAUGUCUAAAUAUAUUUUAGUUAUAUACUCUACAUUAAUAGUUGAAAGAUUUAAAAAUUGUUGCAAGUUGGAAAAAAUGACAUUAUCCGAUCUAUCCAUGUCUAAAUUUUCUAGCAGAUCGAGCCAAUCUUAACUUAAUGAUGAAAUGUAUUAAUAUAAAGAUUAUGAGUAAUGUGCAAGUUUUCUUAUUAAUCAAUCUUCAACAAUUAAAAAAGCAACUUUUUUUUUAUAUGUAAACAUGAAGAUGUAUUGUUUAAAUAAAUUCAAAAUGAAAAUGAUGUAAUUUACAAAAUUGAAAGCCCGGUAGUCUAAAAAUUAUGCAUUUUUGUUUUUAAUAUAUUUAUUUCUAGGAAUUGUAAGUAAUUUAUUAAGUAACAAAACAUUUUAAUAAUCAAAUUACUUAUAUGUUUAUGAACAUUUUAAUGUCCAGAAUUUUCUUCUAAUUACAAUAUACAUCAAAGAUAUAAGAAUAUGUUAAAAAUAUGACUUCAAUAAAAACUUAAACAUGCAUUUGUCUUAAUCAACAUAUUGUCUACUAGCUGUUGCUCGCGACUCCGCCCAUGUGAAAU
Messenger RNA from Papilio polytes (common Mormon), 2495 nucleotides. RefSeq names its product facilitated trehalose transporter Tret1-like. Gene Ontology annotation, molecular function: sugar transmembrane transporter activity. Lineage: Eukaryota; Metazoa; Arthropoda; Insecta; Lepidoptera; Papilionidae. Bases 103 to 1575 code for a protein of 490 amino acids. Gene Ontology annotation, cellular component: membrane. The record is from RefSeq and is a predicted model, not a curated record. Gene Ontology annotation, biological process: carbohydrate transport; transmembrane transport. The transcript is spliced from 3 exons.